Messenger RNA from Helobdella robusta, 1748 nucleotides. RefSeq lists its product as hypothetical. Lineage: Eukaryota; Metazoa; Annelida; Clitellata; Rhynchobdellida; Glossiphoniidae. The record is from RefSeq and is a predicted model, not a curated record. The coding region runs from base 1 to 1209 and encodes 402 amino acids. Gene Ontology annotation, biological process: response to heat; protein refolding. The transcript is spliced from 3 exons. Gene Ontology annotation, molecular function: protein folding chaperone.
AUGAGCAACAGACUUCCAAUAUUUCACGACAACAUGAACUUUCAAGAUAGAGGUGACCAGAUGUUGAGGGACAUGAAGCUACAGAUGGACAACGAUUUCAUGAGAGGAUUUGGAAGACCUUUUAGAAGCACACUUCCUCAUCAGCCGCCUAGUUGGUUUGGACCGAAUGAUUCAAUGGAUCGAGAUUUUUUCCAUCUCCGCCCCACACACACAUUUCCAUCAUCAACUUUCGAUUCUAAAGUUGGAAUGAUGCCAGGAAUGAGUUCACCUGGUCAAAUGGAGGUACUUGAUCCAAAAACUGUCAACAAUCUCUUCUUAGAAGACCCUGAAAACAAGAGCAGACUGUUCCAGAUGAGUUUCGAUGUUAAAGAUUAUGACCCUAAAGCAAUCCAGGUAAGAGUUGAAGAUAAAUGUCUGGUAGUUGAAGCAAAGCAGUCGGAAGUUAAAGAGGGAGGAACCAAGGUGGCCAGAGAAUUUUGCAGAAAAAUACAACUUCCUCCCGAGAUAGAUCCCGAAAAAUUAUCAUCAACUUUAUCAUCGGAUGGCAUCUUAUCAGUGAAAGCACCCGUUCCUCCGCAAUAUCAUCAUGUUCAAUCUGGAAAUGGUAGCAGCACUUUCCCCCACGCAACAAUGCAGCAGCAGCAACUUCAUAUGCCACAACAACAGUUUCCCAGCAACAACAAUACUUUUGUAACAACGUUUAAAACAUCACCACCUUCAUACCAACAGCAGCAACAGCAACGCGUACCAUUCUCAAGUGCUCCUCCAGACUUUCCUGACUUUUCACCCCCUGCCUUUCCAGUGAUCACAAACACACCCCUCGCUCAACCACCAUUCAUUUCUCCUCCGUCAUCAACCCUAACAUCAAACAGCUCAAACUUCACAGUGCCGGUCUUGAGUGCAGACAUCACAACAAAAGACCGUCCCAUGUUCACGGUACUCGCUGAUGGCUCUCGUAAAAGGAUGGACCUGCUUCUCGACCUCGGCAGGCAGUACACGGCCGACAACAUCAUGGUCAGAUUUGAUGAUCGUUCCAGGAGACUGACCAUUGAAGCUUCCAAGGAAGAAAGAGAUUCAAGUGGAAAAGUUUCCAGGUCUCAAACGCAAAAGCAGUACGAUUUAGCUGAAAAUAUUGAACCAAGUUCAAUUCAGGCCAUCAUGAAACCGGAAGGUCUUCUACAUAUCAGCGCUCUUACAUCCAUUUAUUGAUUCAAUAACAUUUGGGUGAGGUUAACGUAAAUGGAUUGUUAUAAAUUUUUCUGUAAGGCUGUGGCAAAUGAUUGCAAAAUAUGAUCUGAUCUGUAUAAAGUUGUUCUAUCUUCCAACCGCUGGUUUAAUGAUCUGAAAUAUAGAUGUGUUCAGUAUUUUAUAUUUAUAUUUUAAUCGCUAGAUCUUAUUCUUUUCGUAAAUUUAGUUGCAUAUUUAUGUCUAGCUUAUAAUGUAAAUGAUGACAAUACGAUGUUUAAAAGUCAUUAUAUAUGGUUAACACAAAUUUAAUGAUGUAUUUUUUUUUAAAUUUCACCCAAUGCUUGCAUUCAUUUAUUUUCAUCGAUGUUCAAGUUCACGAUAUUUAAUAUUUUAGUCAUAGCUCAUUUAAAUGAAAUGAUUCAAGUGUUUCGCACCAGAAGAUUUAAAAAACAUUUAUUUUGUACACUGUUUAAUAUAAUUAUUUAUUGAAAUAAUUUAUUUCAAUGAUUCAGAAUAGAAUCAUAACAAAAUAAUAAUAAUAAAAAUGAUUAUUCAUAAAA